CAAUCUUGUCUGCGAGGUUAUGUAAAGCCUGACGGCUGGUAUACUGUGAAUGCUGUGAAUAAAAUUUUUAUCAACAAUAUUUUUCCCGGCUCAUCAUCAUCAUGAGGAUAACAAUUCCAUCUUUCAAGCACUUCAAUGUCCUCAAUAAAAUUGGUGACCUUACCAAGCGAUACUCCAACUUGCCCGAUUCAUACAUUAAGCGUGCCACAGAACAGGUUUACUGGCGAACCCCUAGAGAUCACAGAUAUCUAAAUAGAACAGUGCAAAGACUGCGAUUCCGUUUUACAACAAAUCGUCCAUGGACGAGUCAAUUUUAUCAGCAGAAUUUACCCGGAACGCAUCGAAAGCCAGUGUUCGUAGAACCAAUCGAGGAAUGGUCUUACUUCAAAGGAGAUCGUGUCGAAGUGUUGGUAGGUCGUGACAAGGGAAAGCAAGGGAUCGUUACACAGGUAAUUCAGGAACGCAAUUGGGUAAUCGUAGAAGGAAUGAACUGUCAUCAUCGGAGAGUCGGACAGGACAAAGACUUUCCGGGAAUUCUGAUCAAAUCAGAAGCACCCCUACUCGUGACAAAUCAAAUCGCUUUGGUUGAUCCAUCCGAUCUGCAAUCGACUCCGUUUGAAUGGCGGUACACGGAAGAAGGCGAAAAGGUGCGAGUGUCAUCGAGAACAGGGCGAAUAAUUCCGUUACCGAAGUCGAUGGAAGAAACAGUUGACUACAAGUCGAAAAAAGCUUACGUCGAACGGGAAAAGGAUACUCCUGCCGCUGUUGCAUCAGCAGUCACAUUCGAACCGAAAAUAAUGACAUUCGAAAUGGAAAUCAUGAAGGAAAUGGGUAUUACGGAGGACAGAAUACCAGGAAAAACGUUUUGGUACUGAGAACGUCACCUGUCUCCUCUUUAUUGAAAUGAAAAUAAUUGGUGCUGUACCAGCAAUUAAUGAAUAAAUUGUGUAGCGUUCGUCAGGCUUCU
Molecule: messenger RNA, 967 nt
Organism: Bradysia coprophila
Lineage: Eukaryota; Metazoa; Arthropoda; Insecta; Diptera; Sciaridae
Gene: mRpL24
Product: mitochondrial ribosomal protein L24
Biological process (GO): translation
Cellular component (GO): ribosome
Molecular function (GO): RNA binding; structural constituent of ribosome
Source: RefSeq, a predicted model, not a curated record